This is a messenger RNA of Sinocyclocheilus grahami, 2857 nucleotides long. RefSeq names its product von Willebrand factor A domain-containing protein 5A-like. The coding region runs from base 170 to 2614 and encodes 814 amino acids. Lineage: Eukaryota; Metazoa; Chordata; Actinopteri; Cypriniformes; Cyprinidae. The record is from RefSeq and is a predicted model, not a curated record. The transcript is spliced from 21 exons.
UCCGCGGUGAUUCAGCGACUUUGACCGCAUUAGAAACGCUCAGAAACGCUGAUUUAAUCAUUUCGUGUCGAUCUGUGAAGAUCUGAGGCAGAUAUAAACGCGGUUUCGGUGUUUGAGUUUCAAUUUCGAUUUGAAGAAAAAUCGUUAUUUCGUUUAACGGAGUGUGAGAAUGGAGAUCUGCGGUCUUGUGACUGAGAAGAAAGAGCCAGUGCCUCUGAAGAGCAUCUCAGUGGAGGUUCUGGUUCAGGAUCAUGUAGCCACAGUCUCCUCCACUCUGCAGUAUGUGAAUGAGGAAGAGCGCCCCCUGGAGGCCUUGUUCGUCUUCCCUCUGCCUGCUGAUGCUGCUGUCUGCCACUUCAGUGCCAAGAUCGGAGAGCAGGAGAUUGUGGCAGAGGUGCAGGACAGAGAAACCGCGAGGGAUCAGUAUGAUGACGCUGUGAGUUCGGGUCAGCAGGCGUUUCUGUUGGAAGAGAGCACAGAGAGUCCUGAUGUGUUCAGACUGAGUGUCGGGUGUCUGUCAGCGGGUCAGAAUGCUGCCGUCACCAUCAUCUACGUCACCGAGCUCGCUGUGCAGGCCGACCACUCGCUGCGCUUCUGUCUGCCGGCUGUACUCAACCCCCGAUACACACCAGCAGGUUCAGCUGCUGGUAUAGUCUCAGAGAUUUCAUCAGGAGCUGUUCCCUACACGCUGACUCUCAGUGUUCAUGUGAGCUCUCCAAAGUCCAUCUCCAAACUAGAGUCCAACUGCACUCUGGGUCCUCUAGUGUUCCUCCACUCUGAUCACACUCAGGCUACGGUGAAUCUGAGUCCUGGUCACAUGUUUGAUAAGGACGUUGAGCUGUUUGUGUACUAUCAGGAUACCCAUCAGCCCUCUGCUAUAGUGGAGGCAGGAGUGGCCACUGCUCCACCAGGUUCUCUGAUGAGGGACCCAGUGGUCAUGAUAAGUUUGUAUCCAGAGUUCCCAGAAGAAUUGAUGAAAUCACUGGCAACUCAAGGCGAGUUUGUUUUUGUGAUUGACAGAUCAGGCAGUAUGAGAGACAUGAUGAGUCAAGGGAAAGGAGCACAAAUGCGCAUAGAAAGUGCAAAGGACACUCUGCUGUUAGUGUUGAAGAGUCUGCCCAUGGGAUGCUACUUCAAUAUCUAUGGAUUUGGCUCUAAUUUUGAGUCCUUCUUCCCUCAGAGUGUUGAGUACAAUCAGGACACAAUGGAUCAGGCUCUGAAGAGAGUGAAGGAAAUGCAAGCAGACAUGGGCGGCACAGAGAUAUUACAGCCUCUAAAACACAUUUACAGUCAGCCCUGUUACCCCGAUCACCCCAGACAGCUGUUCGUCUUCACUGAUGGAGAGGUGGUAGACACUAAAGAGGUGCUGGAUCUGGUGAAAAGUCACGCUCACUCUCACAGGUGUUUCUCAUUGGGGAUUGGUGAGGGUGCGAGUGCCGCCCUCAUCACAGGAAUGGCCAGGGAGGGAUCUGGUCACGCUCAGUUCAUCACAGACACCGACCGCAUGCAGCCCAAAGUGAUGCAGUCGCUCAGGUUUGCGCUGCAGCCCGCUGUGCUUAAUAUCUCUGUGGAUUGGACCCUUCCAGAUGAAGUUACUGUUGACACACUGUCUCCACCCAUCAAUGUGCUCUUCCAGGGUCAAAGGACACUCAUUUAUGCCCAACUUAAAGGAGAGAGUUCAGGAGGCUCUGAGGGAACAGUGACAGUCAAAUACAGUCUCAAAGAUCAACCAGUGACAAACCAGCUCCACUUCUGCCUCAAACCAACAGAGGAAACAAAGUUGUCUAUUCACCGGCUGGUGGCUCGGACCCUGAUCCGUUCUCUGGAGCAGAAGGAGAGGUCAGGGGCUGCAGAUGUUGAGGGCAUCAGGAGCAGGAUCGUGGAGCUCAGUGUUCAGGCAGGAGUGAGCAGUGUUCAUACAGCCUUCAUUGCUGUGAAUAAAGACAGCAGACAGACUGUGAAAGGACCCCUGCUGCAGAGAAGAAUGCCGAUAUUUGAUUUUUCUUUAGGAAUUGACGUGCGGCAAAUAAAUUAUGAUCAUAUAGCACCCCGCGAGUUUCGUUUAUCUGCACAUGAACAAUCGUUUCACUGCUCAAAGUUGUUGUCGUUCACAGAGCGAGCAGUCUUAAAAAUGUCUAAUUGGGUACCAGAAGUGAGUGCACCCAAACAGAGGAUCGGAUUCAUGACAAAGAUCCAGAAUUUUUUCCGCCGUCGUUCUAAGACUGCGACUGCCGUGUCUGAUCAAACAGACUCUGAAAGCAAAAUUGAUGCUGCUCCUGAGCUUCAGAAGGACCCGUUACUGCAGCUGGUUUCUCUGCAAAAGGCGUCAGGCUGCUGGGAUCUGGACGCCACCCUGGCUGAUGUGUUUGGGGAGACGGAGGAUGAGCUGACCAAUCAGAAACCAGCACAGGUGGAUGGGUCAGUAUGGGCCACUCUCCUGGCUCUGAUCUGGUUAUACGGCUGUAAAAUAGAGCAGCAGGUGGAGUGGCAGUUUGUGGCCAUGAAGGCAGCGUCAUGGAUCGGCUCUCAGAAAGUGGGAGAUCUGUCUCAGUGUGUGUGUGUGGGGAAUGUCCUGCUCGGAUGUCAGGUGACCAAAGAGACUCUGGGAAUCUGAAGACGUCGGUGUUUCUACAUGCUGUGCCAUAUAACUGCCAAACACACACAUAUGUAUGCACAUAUAUGAAUGAUAUUAAUAAGUUUACACCAUGGCUUUUCUAACUACGUCAACAACAGACCCAAAUGGAUCAAAACAGCAUGUGUGCCAAGCCAGAAUAUUUUGCCAACAAAAAGCUGCUGAUCUACAAAUAACUGUUUAACAAUAUAUUUGUUCACUUCAUAAAUUAUCAGUAUGAAUGUU